AGUGGAGAGGCUAGAAAUGCUGGAGGCGCGUCGAGCGCGUGCAUUUCUCGCUUAAGCGGAAGGGAAAGUGACGAGCGUAGUUCUCCCCGAAGCUUGUCUGCCAGGUUACGGACAGGACGGGCAAUGUGAAGGUUUCUGAAGCAAUAAUGAAGGAUGUUCAUUUAAGCUUGGCAGACCCGAGCAUGAAGCCGCACCUUCGAGACGCCGACGGGCUGCUGGGCUCCCCGGACCUGGGUCUGCUGAAACUGUCCUCGCCGGACCUGGAGAGGCUUAUUAUCCAGUCGAACGGCAUGGUCACCACGACGCCGACCAGCGCUCACUUUUUGUACCCUAAAACCGCCGCGGACGAGCAGGAGUUCGCGGAGGGCUUCGUCAAAGCGCUGGAGGACCUACACAAGCAGAACCAGCCCACAAGCGGCGGUCUAGAUCCGGCCGCCAACCUCGCCAUGCAGCUGGAGCGACCGGUGUACACCAACCUGAACAGUUACGACACCGCAGUCGACGACUACCAGACGGACGCGGCGGCCUUCCCUCUCCCGCCGCUGCCUCAUCAUUUCAGCGGAGCCGCGUCGGCGGAACCGGAGCUCUCCCGGUGCCCGGCGGCCAAGGAGGAGCCUCAGACCGUCCCGGACGUGCAGAGCUUCGGGGAGAGCCCGCCGCUGUCCCCCGUCGACAUGGACUCCCAGGAGCGUCUCAAGGCCGACCGGAAGCGGCUCCGGAAUCGGAUUGCGGCUUCGAAAUGUCGGAGGCGCAAGCUGGAGCGGAUCUCCAGGUUGGAGGACAAGGUGAAGACGCUGAAGAACAACAACACCGACUUGGCCUCGACGGCCGGCGUCCUCCGGCAGCAGGUGGCCCGGCUGAAGGAGAAAGUCCUGACCCACGUCAGCAACGGAUGUCAGCUGCUGCCGCACGAGGUUCCGGUCCACUAGGUACACCCUGGACAUAAUCAAAAAGCAGCUUUAUAGCACACACAUGUGGAUAAAGAUGAACUUAAUUGGUUUUUGUUUGAGUAUUUACAGCAGGAGUCACCAACAUUUUUGAAACCAAGAGCUACUUCUUGGGUACUGAUUAAUGCAAAGGGCUACCAGUUUGAUACACACUUAAAUAAAUUGCCAGAAAUAGCCAAUUUACUCAAUUUACCUUUAACUCUAUGUUAUUAUUAAUAAUUAAUGAUAUUUAUCUUUGUGGAUCAUCUCAAUGAUUUCUCACAAUAAAUAUGUAUAGAAGCAGAUAGAUAUUUUUAUAAAUAUAUUUUGACUCUUUAAAAUUCAAAAUUCAACCGAAAGAAAGAAGACAAAAACUAGCUUAUUCGAAUCUUUUUGAAAAAGUUAAAAACAUAAUUUAUCCAAUCCAAUCCACUUUAUUUAUAUAGCACAUUUAAACAACAAUAACGUUUCCAAAGUGCUGCACAGCCAUGUUAAAAACAAUAUUAAAAUAACAAUAUUAUGCUCCACCAAUGGCUGAAUAAAAACACAAAAUAAAUAAAUAAAUAUAAAACCAAUAUAAAAAAACAAUAUAAAAACAAAUAUGAUUAAAAACUAUUUUAAAGGGUAAAAUCAAUUAAAACAGUAAAAUAGAAAAUUAAAGUGUAUAAAAAACACAGAGGACCACACAACUCACGUAGUGUUAAAAGUCAAAGAAUAAAAGUGGGUCUUAAGACGAGACUUAAAACACUCCACUGUAGAAGCAGUUUGAACAUGGAGGGGCAGAGUUUUCCAGAGCUUAGGGCCGACCACAGAGAAGGCCCUGUCUCCCCUGGUCUUAAGUCUGGUCUUGGGCACCACAAGCUGGAACUGGCUCUCCGACCUCAGAGCGCGCGCAAGAAUGUAAUUUGAGGUAUAUUGAGGUGCCAGUCCAUGUGAAGAUUUAAAAACAAACAGCAAUGUUUUAAAAUCAAUUCUAAAAUGGAACAUUAGUGAUUUUUCCUGAUUAAGAUUAAUUUUAGAAUUUUGAUGACAUGUUUUAAAUAUGUUAAAAUCCAAUCUGCACUUUGUUAGAAUAUAUAACACAUUGGACCAAGCUGUAUUUCUAUCCAUCCAUCCAUCCAUCCAUCCAUUUCUUACCACUUAUUCGCUUUGGGGUCACGGGGGGCGCUGGAGCCUAUCUUAGCUACAAUCGGGCGGAAGGCGGCGUACACCCUGGACAAGUCGCCACCUCAUCGCAGGCUGUAUUUCUAACAAAGACAAAUCAUUUUUUAAAAUCUUAAUCAUAAAUAUUUCACAAAUAUUCUUUGUUGAAAAAACAGAAGCUAAAAUUAAGAAUUAAAUUAAAAUUGAUUUAUUAUUCUUAACAAUAAAAAAAAAUACAUUUACUUGAACAUUGAUUUAAAUUGUCAGGAAAGAAGAGGAAGGAAUUUAAAAGGUCAAAAGUUAUGUGUUUUAAAAUCUUAAAAUCAUUUUUAAGGUUGUAUUUUUUCUCUAAAAUUGUCUUUCUGAAAGUUAUAAGAAGCAAAGUAAAAAAAUAAAUGAUUUUAUUUAAACAAGUGAAGACCAAGUCUUUAAAAUAUUUUCUUGGAUUUUCAAAUUCUAUUUGAGUUUUGUCUCUCUUGGAACUAAAAAUGUCCAACAAAGCGAGACCAGCUUGUUAGUAAAUAAAUAAUAUUUAAAAAACAGAGGCAGUGCUCUGGUAAGUGCUGCUAUUUGAGCUAUUUUUGGAACACACCAGCGGGCUACUCAUCUGGUCCUUACGGGCUACUUAGUGCCCGGAGGCACCGCGUUGGUGACCCCUGAGGUAGCCCGUAAGGACCAGAUGAGUAGCCCGCUGGCCUGUUCUAAAAAUAGCUCAAAUAGCAGCACUUACCAGUGAGCUGCCUCCAUUUUUAAAAUUGUAUUUAUUAACAAAGUGUUGUAAGCAUUUCACCAAUCUCGCGCACUUUGCAAAUUAUACGUCAUUUAUAAUAAUAAUAAUAACGGAUUAGAUUUAUAUCGCGCUUUUCUAUUGUUAGAUACUCAAAGCGCUCACAGAAAAGUGGGAACCCAUCAUUCAUUCACACCUGGUGGUGGUAAGCUACAUCUGUAGCCACAGCUGCCCUGGGGUAGACUGAUGGAAUCGUGGCUUCCAGUUUGCGCCUACAGCCCCUCCGACCACCACCAAUCAUUCAUUCAUCUUUCAUUCACCAGUGUGAGCGGCACCGGGGGCAAGGGUGAAGUGUCCUGCCCAAGGACACAACGGCAGCGAAUUGGAUGUCAAUAGGUGGGAAGCGAACCUGCAACUCUCAGGUUUCUGGCACUGCCGCUCUACCCACUACGCCAUGCCCCCCAUUGUGCGCAAACAAUUUACAUAUUGCAAGACAAUAUUUUGUUUGAAAAUGGCGCGACCGUGCAAACGGAUGUUUUGAGGACGGCUGAAGAAGAAUUUACGGAAUUGUGCACAGAAAGCUACAUCGAACAGAAGAAGAACAGCAAAACAGUCUCCCAACACUGCGUAGAUGGCAUCAAGGGUUAGGGUUAGUAGCUAGAAGUUCCAACACAAUCAAUAUAUGGCGGGAAGCAAUUUCUAAAAUUGCCAAAAAGAUUGUGCAUUACACAAAUUGCGCCCAAUGAUUUUCAAAAUGUGCACCACACAUUAUUCAAAUAUAUAGCUGGAAGCAAUUUGCAAAAAGAUUGCGCAUUAUACAAAUUUGCAAAAUGCAGUUGCGCAUUUUGCAAAUUGCUCACAUUGGUAUUGUGCCUACAACACUAGACAGCUGGUCUCACUUUGCUCGACAUUUUUAAUUCUAAGAGAGACAAAACUCAAAUAGAAUUUUAAAAUCCAAGAAAAUAUUUUAAAGACUUGGUCUUCACUUGUUUAAAUGAAUUAAUUUAUUUUUUUUACUUUGCUUCUUAUGACUUUCAGAAAGACAAUUUUAGAGAAAAAAAUACAACUUUAAAAAUGAUUUUAGGAUUUUUAAACACAUAUACCUUUUUACCUUUUAAAUUCCUUCCGUUUCUUUCCUGACAAUUUAAAUCAAUGUUCAAAUAAAUGUAUUUUUUAAUUGUAAAUAAUAAUAAAACAUGUUUUAUUUAAUUCUUCAUUUUAGCUUCUGUUUUUUCGCCAAAGAAUAUUUGUAAAAUAUUUCUUUGAACUUAUUGUGAUUAAAAUUUAAAAAACUUAUUCUGGCAAAUCUAGUAAAUCUGUAGAAUCAAAUUUAAAUCUUAUUUGAAAGUCUUUUGAAUAUCUUUUAAAAUGUUUGUUCUGGAAAAUCUAGAAGAAAUAAUUAUUUGCCUUUGUUAGAAAUAUAGCUUGGUCCAAUUUGUUGUAUAUUCUAACAAAAUGCAGAUUGGAUUUUAACCUAUUUAAAACAUGUCAUCAAAAUUCUAAAAUUAAUCUUAAUCAGGAAAAAUGACUAAUGAUGUUCCAUUAAUUUUUUUUUUUUUUCAAAAAGGUUCGAAAUUGAAGAUAAACUAUGUUUCAAAAUUAAAUUUUCAUUUUUUCCCUCUUGUCUCCUCUUUUAAACCGUUCAAUUAAGUGUUUUUUUUUCAUCAUUUAUUCUCUACAACAAUCUUCCGUAAAGGGAAAAAAAUGUACAACGGAAUGACAGACAAAAAUACCCAUUUUUUUAUGUAUACCGGUAGGUAGAUUUAUUUAUUAAAGGUAAAUUCAGCAAAUUGGCUAUUUCUGGCAAUUUAUUUAAGUGUGUAUCAAACUGGUAGCCCUUCGCAUUAAUCAGUGCCCAAGAAGUCGCUCUUGGUUUCAAAAAGGUUGGUGACCCCUGAUUUACAGGAUUUUUUUUUGUAAAUGUAGGUCAAGGUGAUGCUUGUGUGGCUGAGCCAAUCAGUGGCCAGGAUCCUGAUUGAUUCGGUCUCCUCCAGUUACUACAGUAUUUAUAUUUGUACUUUAUUUAGUACUAAUAUAUAUAUAUAUAUAUAUAUAUAUAUAUAUAUAUAUAUAUAUAUAUAUAUAUAUAUAUAUAUAUAUAUAUAUAUAUAUAUAUAUAUGGGGCGGUAAAGCUUGGUUGGUAGAGUUGCCGUGCCAGCAACUUCAGGGUUGCAGGUUCGAUCCCCGCUUCCGCCAUCCUAGUCACUGCCGUUGUGUCCUUGGGCAAGACACUUUACCCACCUGCUCCCAGUGCCAGCCACACUGGUUUAAAUGUAACUUAGAUAUUGGGUUUCACUAUGUAAAGCCCUUUGAAUCACUAGAGAAAAAGCACUAUACAAAUAUAAUUCACUUCACUAUUACCGUAUUUCCUUGAAUUGCCGCUGGAGCGCUAAUUAAUUUAAAACCUUUUCUCACUCCUGCGCUUACCAAAGGCAUGCGGUAAAAGUAAGCAUGCGCUAAUUAUUUCAAAACCUCUUCUCACUCAGGCACUUACCAAAGGCAUGCAGUAAAAAUUUGAGUGUGAUGUAAGCUUGGAUCAUAAAUCCUGCUGAAUAGCUCUUAAUCUUCUUCCCUUUAUGCGAUUUCAAAAUACCGGUAUUGAAUUCAGCCUCCUUCAUUUUGAAAAUGAUGACAGGGGAAGUGUCUCUUGUGACGUCACGAGUUUGACCAGGCGGUAAUACUAAGCAUGCGCUAAUUAUUUUGCGAAGCGAGUUUGACCCGGCAGUAAUUCAAGGCAGGCACAUACUAUAUGCCCUGCGGCAAUUCAAGGAAAUACGGUAUGCUUAAAAAAAUGCAAAAUUUAGGACCUAAACAUUGUAAAUUGAGGAUGUAUUUUGAAAAAAAAAAAUACUGUCAAAUUACAUUGAAGUUUUAGACUGGAAACUACUUAAACAUUGCAUGUUGUUGACAAACUGGAAUGUAGCCCACAGUCGUGUCACAUGGUGAUAUGAAUCCUUUGAAUUACAGUUGUGCGUUCUUCCGAGUACUAUUUAUGUAUUUAUUCUCCUUUUCAAUGUUGCAAGCUGAUGGCUAAAACAAACAUGUGUCAUGUUUACAAUAAAUGCAGUAUAUUCAGUG
Nerophis ophidion (straightnose pipefish) is the source of this 5874-nucleotide messenger RNA. RefSeq names its product transcription factor JunD-like. The coding region runs from base 147 to 929 and encodes 260 amino acids. The transcript has a single exon. Gene Ontology annotation, cellular component: transcription regulator complex. Gene Ontology annotation, biological process: regulation of cell cycle; regulation of transcription by RNA polymerase II; regulation of cell population proliferation. The record is from RefSeq and is a predicted model, not a curated record. Gene Ontology annotation, molecular function: transcription factor binding; DNA-binding transcription factor activity, RNA polymerase II-specific; RNA polymerase II cis-regulatory region sequence-specific DNA binding. NCBI's taxonomy places the organism in Eukaryota, Metazoa, Chordata, Actinopteri, Syngnathiformes, Syngnathidae.